CGUAAAGUUAGAGUGACCCCUCCGCAGUGCUGCCUCACUAGAUUAUACUGUUGACAAUAUUGACGUUUAUUUUUAUUAAUCUGUGUGUGAGUUUUGUUGCAGCUGGCCACAUUUUGCUGUCUCCCGAUUCAGCAAGCAUGUGGGUGCCGAACCUGCCCACGGCCAUCAUCAGCGCCGUCACCGCCACCGCCGGAGGCCUCUGCAUCUACAAAGACAUCCACAGCGGUCCUCCAUACGACAAGGAGGUGCGCGCAGAGGAUAAGACCGUCAUUGUGACGGGCGCUAGUUCCGGCAUCGGCCGCGAGGCGGCGCUGGAGUUCGCCAACCGAGGGGCCAAGGUGUUCAUGGCAUGUCGCGACAUGUCCCGCUGCGAGGCGGCGCGGCGCGACAUCGUGCUGCAGACGGAGAACAAGUUCGUGUAUUGCCGGCGCUGCGACCUCGCCAGCACCAGCUCCAUACGGGACUUCGUGCAACGGUUCAAGUCAGAGGAGCCGGCGCUGCACGUGCUGGUGAACAACGCGGGCGUGAUGCAGGCGGCGCGGCGCGUGACUAGGGACGGCUUCGAGGAGGACCUCGGUGUCAACCACAUGGGACACUUUCUGCUGACUAACCUACUGUUGGAUACUUUGAAGAAGUCCGAGCCGAGUCGCAUAGUGAUAGUCUCCAGCAAGUCGCACACGAAGGGCAAGAUCCACACUGAAGACCUGAACCUCGAGACGGGGAAGUACGACGCGCGCGCCGCCUACGACCAGAGCAAGCUGGCCAAUGUGCUGUUUGCGCAGGAGCUGGGGCGGAAACUGCUCACAACACAAGUGUCAGUGGCAGUAGUGGACCCCGGGCUGACAGACACGGACAUCACGCGCCACCUGCCCAUGAGCAAAAGUAUAACCCGGUUCAUCAUCUACCCGCUGUUCUGGCCGACCAUGAAGAUUCCUCGCAAGGGAGCCCAGGUCAUCGUGCACGCCGCACUCGACCCGAGUGUGAAAAGUGCUAAAGGAGAUUAUUAUGUGGACAUGGAACGAAAGGAGCUGUGCGCAGAAGCGCAAGACUUUGAGAUGGCGCAAUGGCUCUGGAAGGUCAGCGAAAAAUGGACCAAAUUACAAGAGCAUAAGAACGCUAUUGCCGAAUCAAUGGUGGCCUCAAAAGCUACUUAGUCAUAAUGUGUUGUGCUUUAAUUGUUUUAAGUCAAAGCAUUUAUUAUGUUUUAUUGUUAGUUAUGUAAUAGUUAUUUAUAGAAAAUAAAAACAAAAGUGGACUACUAGAA
Plutella xylostella (diamondback moth) is the source of this 1264-nucleotide messenger RNA. The record is from RefSeq and is a predicted model, not a curated record. Lineage: Eukaryota; Metazoa; Arthropoda; Insecta; Lepidoptera; Plutellidae.